UUUGCUGCCUGCGUUCCUCUCCAAGGAUGAUAAGGCGCAUGGAUGCACUCGUCCCAGACCUCGUACCCGAAAUGUGAUAAUACUAACAUAAUUUUCUCCAACGACCCUUAAUCUGAUCUCAGUCUGCGGUUUUUUUUUCUUUCUCCCGUUUUUGUGUGUGUAUGUGUGUGUGUGUGGAUUGUGUUCAUCUUUAACCUGCCAUCACUGUAGCCCCCCGCGUUGCGUUGGCGCUGCGGAAUAGCCUACAAGAACAAGAGCCAGCUCACAGCCGUGGAAACAAGCGGAUCAAUUUAGGGAAGAGAAAAGGAGAGAUAGGCAGCGAGGUUUGGAAAACUGGCGAUCUGAAGAAGGGACGAGGGGAGAGAAAACAUCGACUUUACGCCGCCGAAACAUUAAGUGAGAAACAACGGCCUCCCCGGAGACAACACUUUGAAGAGCAUACCCUGCCCAAAAUUGACUUUCUAUUCUAAAAAUUGUCAUGGGAACAAAAGAUACAGUAUUCCCUACAAUGACCUGUUGAACAGAAAAAGUGACUGCUUGAAGGAGAGAAAUAACAAACAACAGAAUAAGAGCUUAAGAUAUGAACAUAAAGACAAGCACUUAAGGUCCCCUGUUUGGAGGUGACUUGUCAACAUCAUAGCAAUAGGGGCGGGUCAUGACUCAGUUGCCAUGCGUGUUGUCAUGGUGACCAGCCCCUGUUCCCCUUCCCCCCUCCUCUGGUUGGUCCAGAUUUUGUUGUGGUUUCACAACCAUGGACCACAGCUGACAGAGGCAGCACCCCCCUGCCCCAACCCUUGUACGUGCUCCAAUCAGGCGAGCCGUGUCAUCUGUACAAGGAAGAGUUUAGAACAAGUCCCGGACAGUAUUUCAGAGAACACAAGAUACCUCAAUCUACAAGAGAACACUAUUCAGGUGAUCAAGUCUGACACAUUUAAGCACCUGCGGCAUCUGGAAAUCCUCCAGCUUUCGAAGAACCACAUCCGGCAGAUUGAGGUGGGAGCUUUCAAUGGCCUUCCCAACCUCAACACGCUGGAGCUUUUUGACAACCGUCUCACAGUGGUACCGUCUCAAGCCUUUGAGUACCUCAGCAAACUAAGGGAAUUAUGGCUACGGAACAACCCCAUCGAGACACUGCCGGCAUUUGCCUUUCACCGUGUUCCCUCUUUACGCCGUCUCGAUCUAGGGGAACUCAGGAAACUGGAUUUCAUCUCGGAGGCGGCCUUCGAAGGUCUGGUCAACUUGCGCUUCUUGAAUCUUGGCAUGUGCGGCUUGAAGGAUAUCCCUAACCUCACCCCGCUAGUGCGACUAGAGGAGUUGGAACUGUCGGGGAACCAGCUAGGGAUAGUCAGGCCUGGAUCCUUCCAGGGCCUAGUGUCACUUCGCAAGCUGUGGCUAAUGCACUCCAGAGUGUCAGUCAUUGAACGCAAUGCUUUUGAUGACCUCAAAAACUUGGAGGAGCUCAACCUUUCCCACAAUUCCCUACAUUCCCUGCCCCAUGACCUCUUCACCCCUUUGCACCAGUUGGAGAGGGUACAUCUUAACCACAACCCUUGGGUGUGCAACUGCGAUGUUUUGUGGCUCAGCUGGUGGCUGAAAGAAACUGUUCCCAGCAACACCACAUGUUGUGCUCGAUGCCAUGCUCCCCCAGGUAUAAAAGGCAAAUACAUUGGGGAGCUAGACCAGAGCCACUUCACCUGCUAUGCCCCAGUGAUUGUUGAGCCACCCACUGAUCUUAAUGUCACAGAGGGCAUGGCCGCUGAGCUGAAAUGUCGUACAGGAACCUCGAUGACCUCUGUGAAUUGGUUCACUCCAAAUGGCACCCUGAUGACCCACGGAUCGUACCGAGUUAGGAUCUCAGUGCUUCAUGACGGAACACUGAACUUCACAAACGUGACCGUGCAAGAUACUGGGCAGUAUACUUGCAUGGUGACCAACUCCGCCGGAAAUACCACUGCAACCGCUGUGCUCAAUGUGUCUGCUUCGGACCCAAGCAACGCCUACAGCUAUUUCACAACUGUCACCGUGGAAACAGUAGAUACAGUGAACGUGAAUGAGGAGAACUCGGCAAGACAGGAUGUGAAUAUGACCUUCAUAGAAUUCUCUAAUCCUACGGGCCGGGGAGGGGUGUCAGAGAGCCGACCAGGCAUCACUAUACCGCCUUCUCUCUCCUCUCUUUCCUCACUGUCCCCACGAGCCAACAGAGGUACUGAUAAUACUGUGACUGUGUCCAUUAUGGAUGUGACUAAUAUUCCAGGCUUGGAUGACGUAAUGAAAACAACUAAGAUCAUCAUUGGUUGUUUUGUCGCCAUUACCUUUAUGGCAGCUGUAAUGUUGGUGGUCUUCUACAAGCUCCGGAAGCAGCACCAGCUACACAAGCACCAUGGCCCCGCCAGAGCCAUCGAGAUUGUCAAUGUAGAAGAUGAGAUCGGAGCUGGGGCCGGGAGCGGCAUCUCAGGGGGUUCAACGAUGAAUUCCGGCAGUGGAGAAGGAACCCUGAGGAGACAUCAUCCGGAAAUAGUCAACCUCCCCAACAUUGGCCGUUCAGAUACUCUCAACCAUUACUACAAAACCCAUCAUUUCAACAACAACGUGAUGGGUCUCAGCAUUGGCUCCGACGGGAUGGGACAAGGAAUGAUGAUCAAUAGCAAGAACCAACAAAUGCAUGAUAUCCCCAUCUCCUGUACCUCAGUCCCAAUCUCUACAGCUAAUAUGCUCACCUCAUCAGGAAAUGGCAACAACAUCAACCCUUGUUCUAUGUCCCCACCGAUGCCGAUGUCUCUCCCCAUGCCUACCAUGGGCUUACAUGGAUCGAUCAAGGGUUUCAUGGGCCAAAACCAGAAUCCCCAAAUGGAGCCUCUUCUCUUCAAGGGGAACUCGAAGGAAAAUGUCCAAGAGACUCAGAUCUAAAAACAAAAGCGAGAGUUUAGAGAGAGAGUGAGCAAGACUGGGAGACAGAGAGGGGAUUGAUGUUGGGUUUAUUGCGCGGGAUGAUUAGACACUAGAGUGCAUUGACAUUACACCAGGAGAAAGGAUAGACUGACACGGCAAUACACCAACACAUAGACUUAUCCGUGACAGUCUACUGAGCCAAGGAUUACCACAAUGGGCCACUUGUGUUUGUGGUAACGAUCAUGGCCAUGGAGAUCAAGGAAUGGACAUUGCUACAAUGUAAAUCUGUGCCAAAGCAAAUGUUUUUUGCAGUUUCUACAAGCUGUGUUCUCAAAUAGGGAAAAACUAGCCUUUCAGAGAAAUCAGUCCCAAAAUCGUUGAAGGCCAGCAGAGAUGAAAGACAUUCACAGCACUUGCCACACUGAAGAUCGGAGAUAUUACAGAACAAAAUCCAAGAGACAUUUUUCUUCCACAUUAAACACAAACCACACUCUCUCUCAAGUGACUCAAUAGACUCCCUCAAGGUGACAAUUAUGUAGGCAUAAAUAGAUGGACAAAAAGGUACAGUGCAGUACAAACUACUGUGAAAAAUCCACAAAUUAUAUAAAUAUAUUUUCAUUUAAAUAUGUAUCAUUGCAAACUCCGAUGCAGAGAUAUUUUGGGGUGGAUGUAUAAGCUGGUAUAGUUUGUUUCUUUGUGGAUAAUCAGGGGCGGUGAUAGUGAAGGUUGGUUAUGAUACAUGUUUUAAGUUUGGCUACUUCUCAGAAACAUAAGGGCUCAAUUGCAACACUCAUUGUGAAUCUUUGAAUUGGCUUUGUGACAUAAAGUCCAUUUAGGUUGUAGAACAGUAAUUGCAGAUAUCUGUUUGACAAACUUUUUCUGUUGCUUCAGUAAUAAUCAUUACAAACUUUUGUGUUCUGAGAGUGUAUUAUGUAUUUUGUAAAAGCCAGCUACUUGGUAUUUGAAUUGACAAUUCUGAUACUUAAAUGCCAGCAUCAAAUAAUGGUUAAAACAAUGUUCCAUAAAAAAACAGAGAAAGGUAUUUGCGAAGAUCUGUUGGGUAAAAUAAAGUGUUGACGAUGUGUUAUUUGAACCAGAUCAGUAGCCAGAUAUUUGCUUUUAGACAGGAAUUUGAUAUGACCUCCUUGCUCAUGGUUACCAUAAUCAUGCCAUAAAAUGCUGUCAUAAGAUUAGGAUGAUUAUUAGACAUCUAUCUACAGCAGCAUUCAAGAAGGGAUUAAACAUCCAUCUUAUGAUGAUUGGAAUGAAUGGAAAUGUACAGUAUAUUAAUAAUAAUAAUGUCUGGUUGUAUGACAAUUGUAAGAUCCACAUUUUUACAGUGUAACUUUCAUAUGUUAAAUGCCAUUUACGCUUCUUGCGUUUCAACUAUGUAUUUCUUUAUUUUUGUUAGUUUGAUAUAAUGUGUACAGUUGUCUAGCCAUGUAUCAUUACGUGUGAAAUAAAUCAAUCAUAUAUUG
Messenger RNA from Eleginops maclovinus (Patagonian blennie), 4367 nucleotides. RefSeq names its product leucine rich repeat containing 4Bb (gene lrrc4bb). The record is from RefSeq and is a predicted model, not a curated record. NCBI's taxonomy places the organism in Eukaryota, Metazoa, Chordata, Actinopteri, Perciformes, Eleginopidae. The transcript is spliced from 4 exons. Bases 670 to 2907 code for a protein of 745 amino acids. Gene Ontology annotation, molecular function: signaling receptor binding. Gene Ontology annotation, cellular component: postsynaptic density membrane; plasma membrane; glutamatergic synapse. Gene Ontology annotation, biological process: regulation of postsynaptic density assembly; positive regulation of synapse assembly; synaptic membrane adhesion.